Messenger RNA from Gadus macrocephalus (Pacific cod), 3324 nucleotides. It is a transcript of the gene serac1, whose product is annotated as serine active site containing 1. The record is from RefSeq and is a predicted model, not a curated record. The transcript is spliced from 17 exons. Bases 254 to 2224 code for a protein of 656 amino acids. NCBI's taxonomy places the organism in Eukaryota, Metazoa, Chordata, Actinopteri, Gadiformes, Gadidae.
GUUGUCCUGAACGCGCCGGUGGUUCAGGGCGCUUCUAGCUCCACGGGGGACGCGGCUCACCGUCACUGUCGGACCACGCCGCAGACCACCAGGGUACCGGGUUCCGGUCCUGUCAUUUGCUUUGAUAGAAGCGUAAAGAAGACAUUGCUGCAUUUGUGCAACUCGUCGUCUUUAGUGCUUGUUUAUUUCCCCGGUGAUAAGGUGCGGUUCACCACAUGUUGCUGUGGCUCCAGACUCCCUCUGCAGGUGGACGAUGUCCGUGGCUGCCCUGCGCAUGAUCCGCUGUCGGAGGCUCAGCACCACAGGAUCGGGGGCCAGGAGAGUUCUGCCAUGGAAGCACAUGAAGAAGAUUGCUAAAGUGACAAGUGCAGUGGUACUGGGAGGCUGUGUCUUCAUCACGUAUGAGAUGCUGGCGCUGGACAAGGCCUUGACCCUCGACACGCAGGCCGCCCAGCAGGAGAGAUACCAGUCCUUCAUUUACCUGAAGACCAACCCCUCCAACGAGCGGGAGAGCACUGCGAAAGAGAUCACCCAGAAAACGAGGAAAGAGCUUCAUAAAGUAGCCAGGAAGUUCAUGGAGAUCUCUUCCAGGAUCUUGCUGCAACCACUAGAUGAGCACUUCAGCCACCUGGACGUGGACCCCCACGAGGUGGCCCUGUGGGUCCUGCUGAAGAGGACGCGGUCCGACUCCCAGGACGUGAGGCUCCACGCGGUCCAGGAGCUGGCGGAGAACCACCACUGGCACGACUACCAAUACCAGACGGCCGCCCAGGUCCUGGACCAGCGCGCGGCCGUGGGAUUGGCCCGGACCCCCCAGGUGGACCGGCGCUUCUUCCUGUCCCCGCCGACGCUGCCAGACAAGGAGGAUGGCGUCUCCGUGGAGGACGAGCUGAGGCAGCUGCUGGCCUCCCUCCCCCAGUCUGAGGUGGACCAGUGUGUCCAGUACUUCACCUCUCUCGCCCUGCGAGAGAGCAGCCAGUCGCUGGCGGCCCAGCGGGGCGGUCUGUGGUGCUUCGGCGGUAACGGGCUCCCCUACGCCCAGAGCCUCACCUCCGUCCCCUCGGAGAAGGUGGAGUCCUUCUGUCUGCAGGCCCUGGUGCAGCACUCGAAGGUCCAGAGCCACUGCGACCACAUCGUGGCCCACGGCGGCCUUCAGCUCCUGCAGAGGGUCUUCCAGCUCCGCAAGGACUCCCUGAAGAUCCAGAGGAACGUCGUGAGGAUCGUGGGGAACCUGGCGCUGAACGAGUGCGUGCACCAGGCCAUCGUCCAGUCCGGCUGGGUGCCGGUGCUGGCCGAGAUGAUGCAGUCGCCUCACGUGAUGCAGGCGGCGCACGCGGCCCGCGCCCUGGCCAACCUGGACCGGGAGACGGUGACGGAGAAGUACCAGGACGGCGUCUACAUCCUCCACCCGCAGGCGCGCAGCGACCAGCCAAUCAAAGCGGACGUGCUGUUCGUCCACGGGCUCCUGGGGGCGGCGUUCAAGACGUGGCGACAGAAGGACUGCGACGGCUCCAAGGAGGAAGCAGGAAGUAGGGAGGACUACACCGAGUGCUGGCCUCAGUCGUGGCUGGCCGCAGACUGUCCAAACCUCCGGGUGCUGUCGGUGGAGUACGACUCCCACCUCAGCGACUGGAGGGCCAAAUGCCCCGCGGAGAACCAGAGGAAGUCGCUGGCCUCCAGGAGUCGAGAGCUGCUGAAGAAGCUGAAGUCUGCCGGCGUGGGGGAGAGGCCGGUGGUGUGGGUGGCCCACAGCAUGGGAGGCCUGCUGGUGAAGAAGAUGCUCCUGGAUGCGGCGGAGGACCCUGAGAUGCAGGGUCUGCUGAGGAACACCAAGGGCAUCGUGUUCUACAGCGUGCCGCACCGAGGCACCUACAUGGCCGAGUACUCGGUCAGCGUGCGCUACCUGCUCUUCCCCUCCGUGGAGGUGCGGGAGCUCUGUAAAGACUCGCCGGCCCUCUGUGACCUCAACGAGAACUUCCUGACCAUGGCCAGGGAGCGGGAGUACAAGGUGCUGAGCUUCGCCGAGACGAUGCCCACCACCAUCGGCCCCAUGAUCAAGCUUCUGGUGGUGCCACCGCAGUCAGCUGACCUCGGCAUCGGGGACCUCAUCCAGGUGGACACGGACCACCUGAACAUCUGCAAGCCGGAGAGGAAGGACUCGUUCCUCUACAAGCGCAGCCUCCUGUUCAUCCAGGAGGCGCUGCACAAUUGCCUCAGCCACUGAUUCCCUGAAUCCACCGGUUCUCCCUGAAUCCACCCGUUCUCCCUGAAUCCACCGUACUUGAACCCCAACCACCCUACCAGUCCAAUGGAAACCUAACUGCCUCACUUUACUGCACAUUGUUAAGGAACCACGUCUGUGUUGACCGUUUGGAUAGGACGUAACGGUGUCUUCUGUGUAUUUAUUAAUUAACGUAACACUUUGUCACCUUUGUACUUUGCUUUCCCCCCCAUCUAUCAUAUUGACGCGCAACUACUCAAUCUUAAGUGUUUUUAUUGCAAUGUUUUCAAAGAUGAUUAUAGCUGUACAUAGCUAAAGAUAGUGAUAUAAUAUAGGUUUAUUUUUUUUGGUAUUUUUCUUUACAUUGGAUAGGUUAUCAUGAAGGAAGAUAUCACAUAAUCAAUUUUUUGUGGUAGACAAAGGAUGCACUUCAACAGUUCACGACAAGGAACAUAGCCUAACGGACACAUGCUUCCACACAAGUUUUUAUUUUUUAAAUAAUGUUUUGGAGUAUUACUGCUCUAUUGUGCCAAACGAUCGUUCCUACCCAGUCGUACCUCUGAAAUAUUUACAAUUAUUGUGAAUAGUGAUGAGGAAUAUUCCCCACUAUUCACAGAGCCUGAGGUGAAUAAUUGUUUUAGUAUAUACUACAAGUGAACACUCCAAAAAUAAACAAGAUAACACUUUUUGCCGGAUUUAUUUGUUUUAAUUAGCGGUUUAUUUGUUUUUAUUAGCGUGACGAGAAGACCGCAACAAUAUUCCGAGUUUGAGAUCACAAUCACGGGAUAUUGCCCAAUAUCCCGAGAUAGGGAACCAAUCAAAUUGCACCAUCUUAGGAGGUUCAUGUGGAGCAUAUAGUAAAUUAAUAAUCCUGAUUUUCUUUAUUACCUCAAAAUAAUGCCAGCUAUGCUGAUAACAAUUAGGGCACCAUCGACCAUGUGAGUAUCACAGUAAUUUACCAAUCUACAUAUCAAUAAUUUAGCUUCUAGUAACACACCUGAGCUAAUUGGAUCAACUGUAAAUAUGUACCUUGUAGCUGGUCGUGCUUUUAGCUAGUGUUUUUGGGCGAGAAAGUAGAGGCCUUUGACCAUAUUAGGUAGACA